AUGCUUGUGAAAGGCAACUGCACUGUUGUGUGUUCCAGGGAAGAAGUGGGGAAUAUCGUGGACCUCAAUGGUUCAGCCUCCGUCGGCUCGUUUCCAACACGUUGUAAAGGCUCUCUGUCCUCGUCGCGUUCCGGGAAUACGGCGGCCUCAUCCCGGCUGUGCAGAUCUCGCGGAUAUCGCGCGAAUGGAGGACAGACAGCACCAUCUAUUGAUGGACCGUGUUAUCCAGCGCUUCCCUCAUUACCGACGAGUUUAUGGAGUCGAGAGAUAUUUCGAACGGAGUUAACCGUUCCGCCAUCUGGCGUAUACUGGCAUAUGAGUGUCGAGGCAGGGCUUAACCUCACCAGUGUUUUCCAGGGAUUGUGGACUGGGGGCCCUGGGACUGAUUGCGCUGGUGUUGAACGUGUUGAUCGCAAUGGCGAACAUUGGAAAGAUCAUACACAACGCGCAUAAACAUAAUCACGCCUGCGCGUAAUACGGAAUUUUAUGAUUAAUUGAAAGAACAAGACGUUUAGUCCAAAAAUUCAGGUCUUUAUUCAGCUAAGAAACUCCAAAAGUAUUCGACACGUGGUUCACGCAGUUUUCCAGAUUUUUUUAGUCCCUAAAAAAUUUUGCAUAACGCGAAUUGUCCAGUCGCAGAAUAUUUUUAGCGAGUUCAUAAAUUUAUUUGACCUCGUAUUCUGGAAGAUCAUUUGGAAAAUAAAUUGAUUUGAAAAAAAAACGUGUAAUGAUAAAGACGUUGAGUUCAAUAACGAACUGGUAAACUGAGAUAAGUUGAUUCGGAAUUCGUUUUAUCACUUCGCUACUGGAUUCUUACCAAUUCUCACUUUUAUAAGAAAUAAUUGGCGUAAAAUGGAUAUUCAACAUUUCUUUCACAUUCAUAGCCGACUCUGAAUUCAUUAAAUUUGAGAGUUAUCAAUUCAUAUCUAUUUUGCCCCGCGCUCUCCUCUCAAACAAACUUCUGUCAAUCCCUUCGGCAGUGGUUUAACUAUAGCAAAUUAUUGUUCGAUAAUAUUUCCACGAAUAAAAACAAAAAAGAUAGUUAAACAAUGAUAAACAGGAUUCCCUAAUUGAAAGUUUUUAAAAUAAUAUGCUUGUAAUAUAAAUGAACUAAAGAAAAAUAUUGGAAAAAAACUGGGGUUGCACCCAUAUACCCCACACGAAUGAUUAAUAAAAAGAAAAGAAUGAGGAAUGAGUAGAAAUUGAUUUCAACGGAAACCCUAAGCCGAGCUUUUCAUUUUACACAAAUAUCUCAACUGCAACAUAGCCACUUCUCCACUGGCGAGCUUAACAACUCCUUCCUGUGUAUCAAUGGACAAGAGAGUCCCAACAGCCUCGCGCGAUUCACCAAGUACAACCUUGACUCGAUCACCAUGAGUGGGCACAACUGGUUCCAGUUGUUCACAAAGCAGAUUUACGACGCGAUCUUCAGCCGGCAGGAACACAGAGCACAUUCCACCCUAAAAGAUCAAUAGAUAUGAGUUCAUUAUUGCCAGAUGAAUAAAUCGACAGUAUUUCAUUUGCAAUGAAAGUACGUGAAAGAAAAUUUCACAUAAAACCUUGGCUCUUUCUCUGAGACAAUCUGGUAAUCAAAUUCUAUUGAAAAAUUCUUUCCUUGCUUGAUGAAAAUUCUACAGGAGAUUUGGCAGCUUAUCUAUUUACCUGACAAAGGAGCAAAUAAUUACUAUUUUCAAUGCAAUAACUUACCGAUAUUCCCCGAAUGACUCCCUGUUGUCCAGCGAGGGCAGGAUCCUGAUGUGAAUCUCUGAUUCGAACUUCGAUAUCAACGGUGUGCCACUCAGUAUUCCCCAUAAUACCCCCACCCAUUCCCGUAUCGAGGCCAGAUCCCGGUGUCUGUGGAUUGUAAGGACUAUUGGCUCCAGGGGUCAUGGGGCUGUAGCCAAUAGGUGAUGGAGAUGGGAAAAUCCGUGGGCUGGUAGUAUAGCCAGUUCCAGAUGGUGAUGGAGCAACAUAUCCAGCUGGGCUGGGACUAGCUCCAACACUGGCAUUUGGACUUGGACUUGGCUGAUAAGGGCUGUAGCUCUGCUCUGAGCCAUACAUGGUGCCAGGUGUCUGUGGAGUAAAGGGCUCUCCAGUUGAGGGAUAACCGUAUCCUGGCGAGCCACCGUCUUCCAGACUGUAAACAUCAAAGUCAUUGUUUCUGGCUGGUGUAUUGGUAACCGUUGGAUCCCAAGCGCCAGACUGUCCAGGUGUUCUCGAGCCAUCGUGUGAGGGUGUCAUAGAGCCAUAAUGAGGUGUCCUGGAGCCAUUCUCGUACAUCGGAGUCUGUGAGCCGUGCAUAGGAGUCUUGGAGCCGUACAUUGGUGUCUGUCCUCCAGUCGAGUGCACUGGGGUUCUUGUGUAUGAGCUGAAACGGCCGUCCUUGGUUGGCACACCCACCUUGGCAAUAUGGGAUCUGUCAACAGAUAUGGUCUGGCAGGUGGUGUGCAGCUCCACCCUGGCUGUACGAUCUGUAGCGUCCUUGACAAUGCCGACAUUUCCUUUGUAAGGUCCACCAGUGAUCUUAAUAGUGCUACCAAUCAAAUCAAGUUCACGACGCAUACCAUGACCUCCACCCCCUCGACCACGGCCUCGACCACCACCACCACCACCACCACCUCCCCUUCCUCCUCCGCUACUUGGAUGCAUUGGAGAACUGAUGCGUGGCGACAUAAAACCGAGUCCACUUCCCGAUGACGAAUUGUUCUUGGCACCACCAGCUAACUGGAGAUAUCUCGUCUUGCAGACAUAGAUACCACCGUUGUCCACGUACAAUCGUGAAUAGACAAAUGCAAAACUCCUGUACAGAUGCUUAAUUUCACCACCUCUACCUGUAUGUGGUCCAUCGAUGAUCUUAACAAUAUCUCUUCUACGUAUUUCAUUUUGCUGAUGAUCAAGGGCAAAUGCAUUGCGAUUUUCACGUCGUUUUGUCAAUUCCUGUGGUCUUUUCUGGACAACUUUACCGUCAUUCUGCAGUACAUGAAAAUUCUCACGCUCGAGACGCACAAUCAUGCCAACAGUUUGCUUGUCAACAUCGACAAGAUCGCCCCAUUGAAACUGUCCCAAUCUGUCGACCCCAGUUGCCACAUCAGGGCUCAACUGCAAGUCCCUGGGUAGUACCUCCAAUUCGUGGUUAGACAGAUCGGAGAAUAGGACCAUAAGAUUCUGUUCAACUCUGAGAAUCAGACCAGUAUCACCCUCGUAUCUCCCAGCAAUAACUCUGACGUGAUCACCCAUCUUGAAGUAUUUUCUCAGCUCAUUGGCCUGAAACUCCAGGGGCUCAUUGAGCUCCUCGUGCUUGGGCAGUACCAUAAUCAUGUUGCCAUCGAUUGACACGAUUUUACCCUGAAGAUUCAUCAACUCACCCUCGCAAACUUCGACAUUGUCACCAGUACUGAACGAGUGAGUGGGAACCAUAUCCUUUUUUCGCGAGCCAUCAGGUCUAUCGAGCUCGAGGUCCACACCUUCCGGUGCCUCCUCAAAUUUCUCAAGCUCUGAUAAAGUCGGCUUGAUUCCCUCAGUGACAAUAGCAUUGAUCAAAAAUUUCUUGUAUAAAAAGCCCUUUGGACUGUAAGGAUUUCCCUCGAACAUGAGAAAAUCUCCAUCACUUGUGAUGUCCCCUCCGAUAGCUCUUAUCGCUCCUGGAUCGAAGAGUUUAGCUGGCGGGCGUCUUCCCUUCUUCCUCUUCAAAGCAUCGCUCUCAGAUUGAGCUGUUCUCAAGGCUCCUCUUGGCUUCGUAUAAUCAAUUCUCGGUAAAAGUUUCAGUGUCACCUGAUUGUGCUUCAAGUCAUCAAUAUUAUCCACUUGGGCAAUAUCAUCCUUGUAGAGUCCCCUCUUGAGUCUCACCCACUGUUUAACUCUCAAUCCAGUUUGUUCCUUGACAACUCUGAGGACAUCGGUCAUUUCUUUAAUAGGUACCAUCUGUUGCUUCCAAACACCCAUCCUGAGAUUACCGACAUUCUCAAUAGCAGCUUUAACGUGAGGUUGCUUAUACGCCUCAAUGUAAAUAUAACCUUUAACCCCCUCAGGUGCAACAACUGAUUUUAUUUGGAGGGGAUCCUUGGAAAAUUGAUAAGUCAAGAAUUUACGCAUCAACAGAAGAACAGUUGCCUUUUCUUCGCCGAUUCUACACUUGACCAUCCACAAAUUCGGAUCCUUAACACCUGGCAAAAGUGUCUGUUGUGUUAUUUCAUCUCCCAUAUCUUCACCACCAUCACCAAAAUGUCUGGCAGCACCACACUCUCCUGCAUACUUCUUCUUCAAGUACUCCUCAAUCUCAUCCUCUCUGUGUGAAUCCCACAGAUUAGUUCCGCGUCUACGACCCUCAAUUUCCCUGGCCGUUGGCCCCACCUCGUCCACCUCAUUCCCAACAAUUCCCAUCUCCUGUGCCCCCUCCUCCCAUUCAUCAUCAUCCUCGACGUCAUCGUCAACCUCAGCCUCAUCAUCGAUAAAACCACAGAAUCUGUCCUUCUUUUUUUUCUUCUUGGGCCUGUCAUCCUCCUCGUCCUCCUCCUCACUGUCGAGAUCCUCACCCUCGGGCUCCUCCUCGGGCUCCACAUCCUCGUCAGAUCGUGCCUCCUCGGCUUCGUCAGCUCG
Diachasmimorpha longicaudata is the source of this 4596-nucleotide messenger RNA. RefSeq lists its product as uncharacterized. The record is from RefSeq and is a predicted model, not a curated record. The transcript has 2 exons. The coding region runs from base 1 to 453 and encodes 150 amino acids. Lineage: Eukaryota; Metazoa; Arthropoda; Insecta; Hymenoptera; Braconidae.